AUGGCCUGCUACAACCGCUGCCGUCCCUGCGGACCCACCCCGCUGGCCAACAGCUGCAACGAGCCCUGUGCCCUGCAAUGCCAGGAUUCCCGUGUCAUUAUCAACCCUUCCCCUGUGCUGGUCACCCUGCCAGGACCCAUCAUGACCUCCUUCCCCCAGAACACCGCCGUCGGAUCCACCUCCUCGGCUGCCGUGGGCACUGAGCUCAAUGCCCAGGGACAGCCCAUCUCUGGGGGAUUUGGUGGCUUUGGCUACGGCCUUGGCUAUGGCCGUGGGUUUGGCUAUGGGCUGGGCUAUGGCUGUGGAUUUGGCUAUGGCCUGGGAGGCCUGGGCUGCUAUGGCAGAAGGGGCUAUGGCUACAACUGCUAA
Messenger RNA from Camarhynchus parvulus, 369 nucleotides. RefSeq names its product feather beta keratin-like. Gene Ontology annotation, cellular component: intermediate filament. The transcript has a single exon. The record is from RefSeq and is a predicted model, not a curated record. NCBI's taxonomy places the organism in Eukaryota, Metazoa, Chordata, Aves, Passeriformes, Thraupidae. Gene Ontology annotation, molecular function: structural constituent of cytoskeleton. Bases 1 to 369 code for a protein of 122 amino acids.